Messenger RNA from Microthlaspi erraticum, 1065 nucleotides. The record is from the annotation of a GenBank genome assembly. NCBI's taxonomy places the organism in Eukaryota, Viridiplantae, Streptophyta, Magnoliopsida, Brassicales, Brassicaceae.
AUGGUGAGAUUCAUCGAAGAGAAUAUUACUAAAAUGGUGGAGACAAAUAUCAUCUCAAACUCUGAGGUUUUAUACGAAGGAAAUACGUCGCCGGCCACCAAAGUUCUUCAAGAUUUUAAGAUCAACGACGAAAACGUUGGAAGAGGAGGAUUAAUAAGAUCAUGGGUUGAUUCCAUGAGAGCUUGUUCUCCUACUCAUCUCAAAUCUUUCAACAACCAUUCUUCUUGGAUCAGAGAACACCCAUCAGCUUUGAACAUGUUCGAAGAAAUACUUCUUGCAACUGAAGGAAAACAAAUCGUAAUGUUUCUUGAUUACGAUGGUACUCUAUCUCCCAUUGUUGAUGAUCCUGAUAGAGCUUUCAUGUCUAAGAAGAUGCGAAGCACUGUGAGGAAACUUGCAACGUGUUUUCCAACAGCCAUAGUUAGUGGGAGAUGCAGAGAGAAGGUUUAUAGUUUUGUGAAAUUAACUGAGUUGUACUAUGCUGGAAGUCAUGGCAUGGACAUCAAAGGACCAGAACAAGGACCAAAAUACAAGAAAAAAAACCAGUCUCUUCUUUGUCAACCUGCAACGGAGUUCCUCCCGGUGAUCGACGAGGUUUAUAAAAAAUUAGUUGAGAAAACCAAAUCGAUUUCAGGGGCAAUAGUUGAGAACAACAAAUUUUGCGCUUCUGUUCACUUUCGAUGCGUAGAUGAAAAUAAAUGGAGUGACUUGGCCCUUCUAGUUCGAUCAGUGUUGAAGAAUUACCCCAAGCUCAUGCUUACCCAAGGAAGAAAAGUGUUGGAGAUUCGUCCAAUCAUAAAAUGGGAUAAAGGCAAAGCACUCGAGUUCUUGUUAGAAUCACUCGGAUAUGAUAACCGUACCGAUGUAUUUCCUAUAUAUAUUGGAGAUGAUCGUACCGACGAAGAUGCCUUUAAGAUUUUGAGAGAGAAAAGACAAGGCCUUGGGAUUCUUGUAUCCAAAUACGCAAAGGAGACUAAUGCUUCUUAUUCUUUGCAAGACCCAGAUGAGGUUAUGGAUUUUUUAGAACGUUUGGUGGAAUGGAAACAGUUAAGAUGUGAGGCAUGA